Messenger RNA from Hypoxylon trugodes, 1729 nucleotides. Its product is annotated as reticulon-4-interacting protein 1, mitochondrial precursor. The transcript has a single exon. The coding region runs from base 202 to 1239 and encodes 345 amino acids. Gene Ontology annotation, molecular function: oxidoreductase activity. Gene Ontology annotation, cellular component: mitochondrion. Lineage: Eukaryota; Fungi; Ascomycota; Sordariomycetes; Xylariales; Hypoxylaceae. The record is from RefSeq and is a predicted model, not a curated record.
GGUGUAUUCAUGACGUCAUGAAAAUUCAUAGAUACCUCGGCGUUAUUGAAGCUGUUCUGGUUCUGUUUUAAGCACGCCAUUAAUAACAGCCCACUUCGAAUGCUACAACCAUUUUCAUGUCACUUUCAUAUCUACACCUACUGAAGGUCAUUUAGACAUUCACUUCCAAUGAUUCUCUAGGGUAUAUUACAUCAAAACAGAAUGUCCAGCACGUCCCCAACCGAUCUCAAAGCCAUGAAGGCUUGGAUCUACAAUUCAACGAGCGGCGGAUUACAAAACAAUAUCAAAUCAGUCGACGAUGCUGCAUUGCCAUUCAAACAACCAUUUCCAGACGACGGAAUCCUUGUGAAAGUCCAUUACAGCGCUCUUAACCCAGCCGACUACAAGUUCCCCGAACUCGGCCUUGUAGGACGCGCUGUAAUGCCCACUCCAGCAUCGCCAGGAUUGGACUACUCAGGUGUUAUCGCACAACUUGGUAGCGCCGUAGAGGGUUUCAAAGUAGGCGACAAAGUCUUCGGUAGGAUUACACCAAACAGGUUCGGCACGCUAAGCGAAUACGUACUUGCACGGGUGAGCGGAUGCGCGGUGUUACCCGAGGGCGUGUCCCUUCAGGACGCAAGCUGCAUUGGUACCGCCGGGCAGACAGCCUAUCAAUGCAUUGUUCCAAACGUUCAGAAAGGGGAUAAGAUAUUCAUCAACGGCGGCAGUGGUGGAACCGGCACAUUCGGGAUUCAAAUUGCGAAGGCAAUUGGUUGUUACGUGACGACGAGUUGUUCAGGGAAGAACGCAGAUUUCUGUCGCAAUUUGGGAGCCGACGGGGUUAUCGACUACACCACAGAGAACGUCAGCGAGGUCCUAAAAUCUAAGGGCCAGGUUUACAAGCUAGUCGUUGACAACGUCGGUAGUACGCCGACAGAUCUCCAUAAGGCUGCAGAUCACUUUCUUCUCCCGGAUGGCAAGUUUGUGCAAAUUGGUGGCCAGUUCACUCUAGCCGAUAUAAACACUAUUUUAUCGAGGCGCUUCUUGCCUUCGUUCCUAGGAGGCGGCAAAAGGAAGUGGGAAUACCUCGUUACGGAAGACAAACACGAGCAGCUCGAACAAAUCGGGAAAUGGAUGCAAGAAGGCAAAGUUAAGGCCGCUAUAGAUGAGGUAUUCCAAUAUGAAGAUGUACCGAAAGCCUUUGAGAAGUUGAGACAGGGGCGAGUAAAGGGAAAGAUAGUAGUCAAGGGGUCGGUGUAAGGUGGGAGAUGAGGAAGGUAUCAAUUGAAACGAGAAUCUUGGGAUUGAGGUAACAUAUUAAUGAUUCAAGGUCUACAAAUUAUGGGAAGGUUAAUCUUUCGACAUCCAUAGCCACAAACGAACAACAGAUAUCAUAUCUCUCUGCUCUACCUAAAAUAAUUUGAGUAUGGAAAAAGAAAAGGGACAUGGCCAAGGCCGAUGGAUGUUGCAUCAUAGAAGUAUAUGAGUUGACCCGGCAUCCUGUACUUCCGGUAAUAUGUCGCCGAAAGAAUUGCGCAUGCGAGCGUGGAGAUAGCGGUAUUUCCAAUGGCAAAACGCUGGUAAGAUGGUAUCUCGGACGAUGGUACGGAUCCAAAUGUGACGAACGUGAUAGACUGUAGCAUCAGUAUUGGAAUAUUCUAACUGCGCUGUGUGAAAAAUGGGAAAUAGAACCGCCAGAAGAUUUGCGCGAAAGCGACCUUUGAAAGUUGGUCCGGUACUGCUAGGCCUC